AUGGCCUCCGCGCGGGCGAUGCGCGCUGCGCUGCAGAAGAUUGCCGAGCGCGGCGCACAGGCGCGCAGAGAGAGUACUUCGUCGCUGCUCGCGCCGGCGGUCGCUGCCGGCACCGCUGUCGCUGUCGCGUCCGUGUCGACGGUGCACGCCUCUGACGUCAUCCACGCGCCGCACCAGUCUUGGGACUUCAAGGGGUUCAUGUCGUCGUACGACGCGGCCUCGGUCCGCCGAGGCCACCAGGUGUACACACAAGUCUGCGCCUCGUGCCACGGCCUCGCUCGCAUCGCGUACCGCAACCUGGUGGACGUCUGCUACUCGGAGGAGGAGGUCAAGGCCAUGGCCGAGGACACCGAGGUGAUGGACGGCCCAAACGACGAGGGCGAGAUGUUUGAGCGGCCGGGCAAGCUGUCCGACUACCUGCCCUCGCCGUACCCCAACGAGGAGGCCGCGCGCUACGCCAACAACGGCGCCUACCCGCCCGACCUCUCGCUCAUCAUGAAGGCGCGGCACAACGGGCCCGACUAUGUCUUUGCGCUGCUGACGGGGUACAAGGACCCGCCCGCGGGCGUCGCGGAGCGGGAGACGCAGUACUACAACCCGUACUUCCCCGGCGCGUGGAUCGGCAUGCCCAUGCCGCUCAACGAGGGCGCGGUCGAGUACGACGACGGCACGCCCGCCACCGCCACGCAGAUGGCCAAGGACGUCUGCACGUUCCUCACGUGGGCGGCGGAGCCCGAGGCGGACGAGCGCAAGCUGAUGGGCGUCAAGUGGAUGCUCACCCUGACGGUGCUCUUUGGCUUCACCUGGUACUACAAGCGCGUGCGGUGGGCCCCAAUCAAGACGCGCCGGCUCGAGUUUUAUUAG
This is a messenger RNA of Emiliania huxleyi CCMP1516, 864 nucleotides long. RefSeq names its product cytochrome c1. Gene Ontology annotation, biological process: mitochondrial electron transport, ubiquinol to cytochrome c. The transcript is spliced from 4 exons. Bases 1 to 864 code for a protein of 287 amino acids. Gene Ontology annotation, molecular function: electron transfer activity; heme binding. The record is from RefSeq and is a predicted model, not a curated record. NCBI's taxonomy places the organism in Eukaryota, Haptophyta, Isochrysidales, Noelaerhabdaceae.